AUGGCAGCCUCUACCUCGACAUCCCACCCCGCAGCGGGUGGAUCCACUCGCAGCGGCAGCAAUGCGACCAACCAGCUGUACGCCCUCGCCUCGCGCGUACCGCUCAUCAAGUCGCCCUCGAUCUCGCUGCCCAAACCCGUCACACUUCCCGCCGAUCUGCAUCCACUCCCGCACGACAUCUCGGCGUACUUUGUGUAUCCAUUCAGCCUCGAGUCGUACGUCCUCGAUCCCAACACGCCUUCCUCCACCACCAUCGAUCAGCUGCUCGAAAAGCACGCGCAGUAUCUGAAGCACAGGGAAGAGGAGAAGCAGAAACGACAGCGAGACAUGCUCCACAGACUGGCUCCCGGUUGGCAGGGCGCAAGUGGCGUGCUGCAGCCAACCUCGACGGCUUGGAACCAAUCCAACCCAAGUCCGAAUGCAGUACAGACGCAGCAGCAGCAAGCACAGCAGCAGGAACCACAGCAGCAGGAAAGAACUCCGCUCGAUGAUCUUGCUGAUCACCUCGCACAGCUAGACGCUCUCCAUUCGCAGCCUCCCGCAACAAGCGGUCUUCCAACUCCCUAG
Molecule: messenger RNA, 567 nt
Organism: Moesziomyces aphidis
Lineage: Eukaryota; Fungi; Basidiomycota; Ustilaginomycetes; Ustilaginales; Ustilaginaceae
Source: the annotation of a GenBank genome assembly